Phialemonium atrogriseum is the source of this 2831-nucleotide messenger RNA. RefSeq lists its product as uncharacterized. Gene Ontology annotation, molecular function: GTPase activator activity. The record is from RefSeq and is a predicted model, not a curated record. NCBI's taxonomy places the organism in Eukaryota, Fungi, Ascomycota, Sordariomycetes, Cephalothecales, Cephalothecaceae. Bases 98 to 2674 code for a protein of 858 amino acids. Gene Ontology annotation, cellular component: division septum; plasma membrane; cytoplasm. The transcript has 4 exons. Gene Ontology annotation, biological process: small GTPase-mediated signal transduction.
CACAUUUCUCUCUAGCAAUUGUUCAGAACAGCCUCUCGGACAAGCAAGAUAGAGUGUCUGCCGGCCUGGCCGCUAGUCGACCUGCUUUGUUUUCAAGAUGCCAGGUUUCGCAGAGUCUUUCUGGUCCCAGGACUAUGCUGCAGGACUUGGGGUCCUGUUUGGCAAGCUCCAACAGGGCGUAAUCGAAAACCGCCAGAUCUUGACCAUUGCCCGGUUGCGCGCCGAAGCAGAAGAGACCUACGGCCUACGCUUGUCCGAGAUCGCGCCGACAGUUGACAAGGUGCAAGGUGGCUUCUCCGGUGACGAUGGCGCCAGCGUGCGAAAGGCAUACGAUGGCGUCCGGACCGAGAUGGAGGAUGCGGCCAGGAACCACAAGAAGAUCGCGCAGAACAUUCGGGAUCUGGUCGUGAACCCUUUCUCGCGAUGGUCCGACGCACACGAGUCUCGAAUCCAGGAUUCCCAGGACGAAUUACAAUCAAGAAUCAAGGAGCACGAUAGGCAGGCGGAAGUGGUCACGAAGCUGAGGAGCAACUAUUUCAACAAGUGCCGCCUGGUGGAGGACCUGGAAGAAGAGAAUAAGCUUGCUUUCCAAGACCCAGAGACGAGCCCGAAAUCGAAGCACCCCGUGGCCCCGAUCCCUGAGAUCAAGGUCCAGGAAGAAGCGGAGGAUGACGACGAGCCCUACGAAAUCGGCGACGAGACAUAUACGCGGGACCAAGUGAAGAAAAUCGUCGCCCAUAUGCUAAAUAAUAUCAAGAUCGGGGAGACCAAGGUUCCCAUCCUCGGAGUCUACCUGAACACCUCGUCGGGGUCUGAUAUUGUCGAGUACCUGCAACGCCACAUGGGCACGACGAGUAUAAGCUACUCGGAGAGGAUUGGCCAGGAUCUCAUCUCCAACGGUCUCCUUCGCUUGAUCGGCAAUGUCGGCAAUUCCUUCGUCAACAGCUCCAAGAUGUUUUACCAAUGGCGGCCCAAGGCUUUCGAGAUGUCCGGCAUUCCUGAGAAGAAGGCGCCACUCUCGAGAACCUUCUCCCUCCCGGCGACUGGAGCGGACGGCAGCGAUUCUCCAGUUGUCGGGACUGUCAGCGAGUACUUGUCCAACUGGAACGUUCUCAACACCUCCCGCCCCAACGAGACUCCACCGGAGCGGCUGCGCCGUGAAGCUAAAGAGUCGGAUGACAGGUACAAGGCAGCGGUACGGAAACUAGACCAGAUGCGGUGCGAGCUCGAGGAAGCCAUCUACGCCCACCUCAGAUUCCUCGAACGAUGCGAGCUCGACCGCCUCAAGGCUAUCAAGACAGUUAUCCUGGAUUUCUCGGGAGCCAUUAGUAAUGUAAUUCCCAGCCUCCAGGCCGCCGUCGACAACAUGAUGCUGUACCAGGAGACGGUACAGCCCCUCGGAGAUUUGCGCUAUCUUCUGGAGAAUUAUCGCACGGGCAGUUUCACCCCGAAGGUAGUGGUCUACGAAAACUACUAUAACAAGGUCGACGAUCAAUCGUUCGGGGUUGACCUCGAGGCCCGAGCACGCGCGGAUAAGAAGCGUGUGCCGGUCAUCAUCACCAGCCUCCUGACCUAUCUUGACCACCACUAUCCGGAUCUGGAGGGCGACGAGGCCCGCCGGGGGGUGUGGCUCCACGAUGUCUCACUUGCCCAGGUUCACAAGCUCAGGGCCAGGGUCAACGAUGGCAGGGCGCCGUCGAUGGAGGUGUUUGCUGAAUUCGAUAUACCCACCGUUGCGAAUUUGUUAAAACUGUAUCUCCUCGAGCUUCCCGAUUCUCUCGUCUCAUCCCACGUCUACGAAAUCAUCCGUACAAUCUACUCGACGCCAGCGGCCGAUACCACCGAGGCGGCACGGGUCUCGGUCCUCCAGCAGACUCUAUCCCAGUUGCGACUGACUAACAUCGCGACGUUGGAUGCGUGCAUGAACCACUUCACGCGCCUUAUCGACCUCACCUCCGCCGACGAGGACUACGUUACCAAGCUAGCCACCUCCCUUGCACCCUGCGUUCUCCGUCCCCGCACUGAGACCUCGCUCACUCUGGAAGAGAAGCACGCUUACCGCCUCAUUCGGGACCUCUUCGCCCACAAGGACGCCAUCUUCAGUGAACUAAAGCGCAUGUCGACGCUAAGCCACUCGGUAUCCGUAACGGCCGCCCCGCACCGACCACGCGCAAUCUCCACCGACGAGAGCAACCGCAAGGCGCACAUGGAGGAGCGCAACCGCGCGCUCCUCGAGAAGGCCUCCGGCAGCCGCUCCCGCGCCACAUCCCCCGCCCCCAGUCCCCGCGGGACCGGCCACCGCAGGGAGCGGAGCAUCGGCGGGCCCGAGACGCGUUUCCCCAUCCAGACGGUCAGCAGCCCCGGGGCGGCGGAUCGGAGCCACAGGCAGAGCCUGGGCCCCAUCCUGCCGAAGCGCACCAGCCUCGAGGUCCCCGGCGACGGCGACGGCCUCCCGUCCCAGUCCCACGACGGCAGCGGCCUCAGCAGCGGCGGCGGCGAUGUGGCGGCCGUGAGGGCCGACUCGGAGAACCUGGUCGAGAAGCGGAACAGCCUGGGCCGCAGUGGUGCGCGCUUCGUCGGCGGGAGGCGCGUCACCCUCACCGCACCAUCGGCUGGACAGGAGAAUCCUGGUAGUCACGGUGUCACGCUCGUGGAUCCGCCGAUGGAUGACUGAGCCGAGCAAGGGCGUCGGUUUGGAGACACGGUAUUAUCGUUGUGGGCUCGGGAAGAGGGAUGAUGUACAUUUGGGAGAGUUGGAAGGGGGAUGGAGGGAUUUUUGGUUAGAGACGACGUGAGACAUGGCAACCUCUCAGGGGCUUUGGUAUGGCGAC